AUGGCUCCCAUUCCCCAACAGCAGCCUGAGUUCGACUACAUUAUCUGCGGUGGAGGCACUUCAGGAUGUGUCGUCGCCGGUCGACUGGCAGAAAACAAGGACGUCAAAGUCCUUGUAAUCGAAGCUGGCCCGCACAAUGAGCUUCUGGAAAAUGUGCAUAUGGUUGGAGGCUGGUCCCAAUUGUUCGACAAGGAGACAGACUGGAACAUCAUCAGCGAGCCGAAACCGAGCGUGAACAAUCGCCAGAUCAAGCUCAGCCGGGGUCGAUAUCUCGGCGGCUGCAGCGGUUGCAACGGGACGCUCUGCAUUCGCGGGACAAAGCAAGACUACGAUGACUGGGGGUUGGAAGGGUGGAGUGGUGAGGAGUUCUUCAAGUGCAUGUCAAAGGCGGAGACCUUCCAUACCAAGCCAUGGUUCAAAGCUGCAGAGAAGGCGCACGGUUACAAUGGCCCCCUGCACACCGAGCCCCAUGAUCUGGCCCCGAUUGGGAACCUCCUCCUCGAGUCGUUCGUUUCGCAGGGUCUGCCUCUGGACCAUGACAUGUUCACCACUGGGGAGACGCCGCAUGGAUGUGGCCAUGUCCCCAGAACGGUGCACAAGGGGCUGCGUACAACGUCAGCCGAUUACAUUACCAAGGAAAACCAUCGAGACAACAUCACUCUCAUGGUCAAUACCACUGUCGACAAGGUCCUCAUCGAGGAGGUCGAUGGAGAGCUGAAAGCCAUCGGAGCCGCUGUGGUGGACAGCGAUGGGAAAACGCGCCAUGUUUACGCGAAGAGAGAGGUCAUUGUCAGCGGAGGAGCGUACUGCAGCCCGAAUAUCCUGAACCGCUCCGGCAUUGGCGCCAAAGAGGAGCUCGAGAAGCAUGGUAUCACUACGCUGGUUGACCUGCCGGGUGUUGGAAAGAACCUGAUGGACCACUUGAUUGUCUUUGUCUUCUACGAGACCGACAAACCAGGUCUGACCAACGACUACCUGGUCUACCACGACGACAACUUCCAAAAGACGUACGCCCAGUGGAAGGAAAAGAAGACAGGAUUCCUGUCGACCUUCCCAUUCGGCCCAUUCGCCUUCGCCCGACUCGACGACCGGCUGAAGGAUUCUGAGCUGUGGAACAGCGCGCCUCGCCAGCCGGGGCGAGACCCGAUGGGCCUGACCCCGAAGCAGCCCAACAUCGAGUUCUUCACGACGGAGCUGUACGGCGGACCGAAGCAGUUCGACCAGUUCCCCGUGAACCACCAGCACGCCUUCUCCAUGAUCUCGGAGCUGUUUGGGCCCCGGUCCCGCGGCACCGUGACGCUGAGGUCGAAGGAUCCGUUGGACAAGCCGGUCGUCGACACAAACUACCUUGCCGACCCGUUGGAUCUGGAGGUGCUCGCCGAGGCGUGCCGGUUUGGCAACGAGAUCGUCAUGAAUGGCAAGGGGACCAAGGACAUUGUCAAGGGGUCGUGGCCGCCGCACCUGACGCACCACAAGUACACGACCAGGGAGGAAUGGAAGGAAUAUGUCAAAGACAACGCUACGACGUGCUACCACGCAGCCGGCACCUGCGCCAUGGGCAAAGCAGACGAUCCCCAGAGCGUCGUCGACGAGAAACUGCGCGUCAAGGGCGUCAAGAACCUCCGUGUGGCCGACUGCAGCAUCAUGCCCAUCCUCCACAGCGGACACACGCAGAUGCCGGCGUACGGCAUUGGGGAGAAGUGCGCCGACUUGAUCAAGGAGACAUGGAGAUGA
This is a messenger RNA of Rasamsonia emersonii CBS 393.64, 1734 nucleotides long. RefSeq names its product Sorbose dehydrogenase. The transcript has 6 exons. Gene Ontology annotation, molecular function: oxidoreductase activity, acting on CH-OH group of donors; flavin adenine dinucleotide binding. Lineage: Eukaryota; Fungi; Ascomycota; Eurotiomycetes; Eurotiales; Trichocomaceae. The record is from RefSeq and is a predicted model, not a curated record. Bases 1 to 1734 code for a protein of 577 amino acids.